Messenger RNA from Anoplopoma fimbria (sablefish), 3650 nucleotides. RefSeq names its product zinc finger protein 79-like. Gene Ontology annotation, molecular function: DNA-binding transcription factor activity, RNA polymerase II-specific; RNA polymerase II cis-regulatory region sequence-specific DNA binding. The record is from RefSeq and is a predicted model, not a curated record. Gene Ontology annotation, cellular component: nucleus. Gene Ontology annotation, biological process: regulation of transcription by RNA polymerase II. NCBI's taxonomy places the organism in Eukaryota, Metazoa, Chordata, Actinopteri, Perciformes, Anoplopomatidae.
UGUGUUGAGAAAGUAUCAGUUAACUUCAUCAGUACUGAUCCAUCAGAGUCUGUAUCUCUGGAUAAACAUGUCUGAAUGGACUUUGUGCUGUUCAGCUUUUUUUUUCUGGAUGUUUUUCCUCUGACUCAUCUCCCGGUAGCCUACAAAGCUAUUGAUGUUAGCUUAGCAUGCUAGCUAGAAACAAAGGGAGAGUUAGCAACACAGCGUUAACAUGUCUAAAUCACAAAUACUGAGAUCUUUAGUCAACCAGCGACUCACUGCAGCUGCUGAAGAGAUAUUUGAGCUGUUUGAAAGAACGAUAGCAGAGCACGAGGAGGAACUUUCUCGUUCUAAAGAGGAGAACGAGCGACAACGGAAACUCCUGGACGCUGUUUUCAACCCUCAGCUUCGGUUACACAGAGCAGAAGUCCUGCAGCUGUUGGUGGUUAAAGAAGAGAUCCUACCUGAGCAGCAGGAAUGGAGCUCCAGUCUGGACCAGGAGGACCCAGAGCCCCCACACAUUAAAGAGGAACAGGAGGAACUCUGGACCAGUCAGGAGGGAGAGCAGCUUCAAGGACUGGAGGAGUCUGAUACCAAGUUCUCAUUCACUCCUCUGAAGAGAGAAGAAGAUGAAGAGGAAGCUCAGUCCUCACAGCUUCAUCAAAGACAAACUGAACAGAUGGAAACAGAAACUGAUGAAGAGGACUGUGGAGGACCAGAACCAGACAGGAACUCAGAUCCAGAUAGACAUCCAGAACCAGAUACUGAUGAGAAGACUGGAGACUCUUCUGAACCUGAGACUCAUGACAGUGAGGAUUGGAAGGAGACCAGAGAACCUCAGCCAGGUUUAAAUUCUUUGAAAAAUGAUGAAGUCCCUGUCAGUGAUUCAAGAUGUGGGACUGGUGGGAAAGAGUUUAGAUGCUCUGAGUGUGAGAAAACAUUUGGCACCCGUGGAAACCUGAGUAGACACAUGAGAUGCCACACAGGAGAGAAACCUUUCAGCUGCUCAGAGUGUGCUAAAUGUUUCACUGAUAGUGGAAAUUUGAAGAAACACAUGAGAAUUCAUACAGGAGAAAAACCUUUCAACUGCUCAGUCUGCAGUAAAUCAUUUGCACAGAAGGGAUCUUUGAAAACACACAUGAGACUUCACACAGGAGAGAAACCUUUCAGCUGCUCAUUCUGUAAUAAAUCUUUCACAAAAUGGAAUUUUACAGAUACACAGGAGAAUCCACACAGGAGAGAAACCUUACAGCUGCUCAGUUUGUAAGAAAUCCUUUACAUAUAGAAUUGGUUUACGGACACAUGUGAUAACUCACAAAGAAGAGAGACAUUUCAGCUGCUCGUUGUGUGAGAAAAGUUUCAAUGAAAGUGGAGAUCUGAAGAAUCACAUGAUAUCUCAUACAAGAAUAAAGAAAUUCAUGUGUUCAGUUUGUGGAAAACUGAUGAAAGGUAGUACAUGCUUACAGAGACACAUGAGAACUCACACAGGAGAGAAACCUUUCAGCUGCACAGUGUGUAAGAAAACUUUUGCACAGAGCCGUACUUUACAGACACACAUGAUAAUCCACACAGGAGAGAAACCUUUCACUUGCUCAGUUUGCGAAAAAAGAUUUCUGCGCACGCAGAUCUGAAGGUACACAUGAUGAUUCACACAGGAGAGAACCCGCUUUAGUGGUUCUGGUUGCUACAGUUUACGCAACUGUAGCGGAUAUCCACCAAGACAUUAUAAACUUAAGUGUCUAUGAGACAAUCUAAACUUGUCCACUUCUUUCAGGAACUGCUCUCACGACCAUAAAGGCACUUGGUGGUUGAACUCUGUUCUUACCCUGUGCCUGAACUUAAGAUAAGACUUGGGGUCAUUCCAUGUUUUAUGGUCUGUCUGUCUGCAGGCUCGAUGGCCCCAGUGACCGGACUAAGAAGCGACCACCUGAAGAAGUGCCUUCCUCCACCUGGUUUGUGAAAUACUUCAAAUAUGAUUGACUUUGAAUUCUGCACGCCAGAUCUCUCACUCUUGGCUCUGCCGUUCUGCCUCUUCUCUGGUAUUACGUUCCUGGUCUAACUACGGCCUUCCUGUGUCGUCUAAUGUGCCAUGCAGCUCCGACCUGCGAUGCACCAACGUGCUGAAGAUUAAUUCCAGCCACUAUUGACAGCAACCGACUUUUAAACUGGCAAAGAUGCCCUAAUGACCCCUGCUGCUACAAAGGGGGGUGAAGAUACGUCUCAUCCUCGUGCCGAGAGAGAUGAAGACGAGGAAGAACGGUUCAAGCCGAACCUCAACGAAGAAGACGACCAGGUUCCGAAGAAAUGAGAAAAAAGCUGAAUCAACUACUGCUGAGCAGGAGAUGGAAGAGAGUGAUUCAACCAACUACAAUCAUCCAACCAGAUGCAGAGGCCUUCAGAGGAACAGCCGCCAUUCCAUGCAGCUUUACCUCCAAUCUGCCCAUCAGAGCCGUCAGGUGAAACAAUACCAUUUCCAGAUGUAAACGAGUUUGAUGUGUCUAAGCCGAAUGAAUUGAAGUCACGUUAUAAAAUAAUCUUAGAUAUAAAUAUUUUUUGACCAAAAGAUCUAAAUUCAAUUUAAAUUAAACUAAUUCCCUGGUGCUUCUUGAACUCUCAGCUGUUGAACGGUGUCUAAAUCAUUGGAACUAAAUUUAAUGUAAAACAAAAAUCGACAAAGUAAAUUUAUCAGUCAAUGAUAUGAUUCACUGAUUCUACCUGGUCAAAUUCGAUCCUUUUCAUUUAGUUGUGGUUCAUUAUUCAUUGUUCUCUUCAUCCUAUUCUUUAUUCUUUCCCUUAAUUCUGUUUUUUUAUUAUCAUUUAGUCAUUUAUUUUAUGUUUAGUAGUUUAGUGAUGCAGUUUCUAAUACAUAUUUCAUUUAUAAAGAGCUUGAUCAUUUGAUUUGUGUGUAUAUGAAAUAAAAGGUCACUGUACAGCUUGAGUAGAACUCCGUAGCAACCCUGAGAUUAAAACGAGAUUUAUUAAUGUCACAUUUUGAAGUUUUCCUGCGUCCAAAUUAAGUCCUAUGUCAAAAUCCUAUGUUAGUUAAACUAAUGGUGGUAAGUCCAAGUACCAUUGUUCUUUUAUACUAAUUUAAGGGUUUCUAAAUCAAAAUGUUGUUAAUAACACUAGUUACAUAUCCUGAUAUGAAUUACUUAUUAUUUAUUAGACCUGCUAAGAGCAACAACGCUACACAACGCUUUCUUGCUCUUCCCUGGCGUUCCCAUGCCAGACGAGAUAUAGAAUCCUUCCAGCAUGGUCUUGGUUAACUUUGGACCUCUUACCGGUCAGACAUGACCGUCUAAAGUGAGGCCUUGAUGAGGAUUCUGUUUAAACACCCAAACCACCUCAGCUCGCCCCUUUCAAUGCGUAGCAACAGUGGCUCUACUCGGAGCUCCUUCCUGAUGUCCGUGCUCCUAAAACUGUCUCCAAGGCUGAGCCCAGCCACGCUAUUGAAUAUGAGGAAAUCCCGGUACAUCUUAUUACUGGGAACAAAAUAGUUAAGCUGCUCUAACGUUGGUAAAAGAUUUGCCUGCAGGAGUCUGAAGAGGCACAUGAGGAUUCACACAGGAGGGAAACCAUGCAGCUCAACAGUAAAAACAAAAAAAAAAAAGUUAGGCAGUUCAGUAAGGGACAAUACCCAAAAAGUUGUCCUUUAUUAGGACAUUAUCCCU